Molecule: messenger RNA, 1830 nt
Organism: Cladophialophora carrionii CBS 160.54
Lineage: Eukaryota; Fungi; Ascomycota; Eurotiomycetes; Chaetothyriales; Herpotrichiellaceae
Exons: 8
Coding region: 1-1830 (609 amino acids)
Molecular function (GO): ATP binding; ATP-dependent protein folding chaperone
Source: RefSeq, a predicted model, not a curated record
AUGCCGAGGAAUACGCGAUCGUCGUACAAGUCCAGCACUGGAGCAGGUCAACCCGGAACAUCUCAAAGAGAAAUCGGCCAGGAUCGAUCUGGCAGUCAGCGCAAUGGCUCUCGUGAACCCACUUGUGACCAUGAACAGAUCGAAAAUCUUACCCGACUUGCUCGUCAUCUUCAGGUGAUACCGAAGCACCGCUAUACCAUCGCUAUCGACUACGGCACGACGUUCUCGGCUGUAGCACACACUUCCACAUCUGUCACUGGUCCUCAAGAUCGGAAAGCUGUCAAUUUGACUUCCAUCAAGCCUUCUGUCAUCCAACAAUACCCUGUUGGUGGCGGCACCCGCGGAUGGGACGAUGAGGUUCCUACACUCUCUCUCUAUUUGGGUGAUGGUGGGAGGGAAUUCUAUUGGGGAAAUGGAGUUUUCAGAGUAACGAAUCGUCCUGGAGUCGACGCAACAACAGUCCCGAUACUCGACCUGGUCAAGCUCGACCUAUCCGAGUCUGAAGAAUUGAAGGAGGAAAGAGACCGCAUCCAACAGAAAUUGAGGAAAAGCGACGUCCCCAUAACAAAGGCCAUCGCCGAUUUCCUUCGAGAGGUAUGGAGAUACACUUGCCAGACCAUAGCAUCAGAAGACGGAGAGUCGCACUUUCAGCAGAGCGAGAAGAGGGUUGUCCUCUCAGUCCCACCGGCUUGGAGUGCAAAAGCAGUGAGGGUGAUGUUGGAAGCUGCUGCAGAGGCCGGGCUUCCGUCGCCUCAAAUUGUAGCAGAACAAGAAGCUGCCGCGUUGGCAGUGUUGAUCGAACGUGGCGUCGAUAAAAAGCAAGAUUUCCAGAUCGGAAAUACAUUUCUAGUGGUUGAUGCAGGCGGAGGAACUGUGGAUGUUGCCGCGUAUCUCUUAGAACAGAAAGACCCUUUUGGCGUCUCUGAGGUAUCGAGCGCUGAAGGUCUCGCAUGCGGAUCCAGCCUUCUCAAUCUCGCUUUUCGGGACUGGCUUGAAGAAAUGCUGCGAGCUGACAAAGAUAAGUAUUCCGAGGCUGAAUUUAAAAAACUGCUUCAGGCCGCUCCACUGGCGUUUGAGUGGACCAAAAGAGAGUUCGAUGGUCUGAGUCAAGAGAACUGGUACUGCAGAAUAUCUGGAAUCAAGGAAAGUUCAGAUGGACGGUUCGCUGAAGACUUUGUCUGUAUCUCAAGGGAACAAAUGUGUCGCUUUUUUGACUCAAUUAUCGAUGAAAAGAUCAUUCCGAUGAUAAGAAGUCAGAUCCGAGAAAUCCAUGAGAAUUCUGAGCAACUAGCCGAGAAGGGGCUUAUCAAGUAUAUCGUUAUUGUUGGAGGCUUCUGUGCCUCAAAAUACCUUCAAAAAAAGAUUCGGGAUGCCUUCACGAAACCAAAACCAGGAGCCUUCCCAGACUAUGGGAUUGAAAUUCUGACUCAAACACGACAGCACCAGACCAUCGUUGCUCGAGGCUCUGUCCUGAGAGCAUUGAACGGGAAUUUUGUGAGGCAACGGCGACUUCGUACAAGCUACGGGAUCAAGCAAGAUGAACUAUUCGAGGCGGGAACGCAUGACAAGAAACUGAGAGAACAAGAUGAACACGAAGAUCGUCAAAUUGUCCGCGACUGCAUUCUCUGGGUGUAUCGAUCAGGCAAGCUGCUCAAACAAGACGAGCAUCUCCAGGAGUUAGAAUUGCAUUGGACUGUUGACUUGGAUUUCGACUUCAAAAAUGGGAAUCGUGCAGAAGAAUUCACCUGCGAGAUCUGGAUGUCUGACGAAAAGGACCCAUUGAACAAUCAAACUGUGACUCAGAUGGAAGCUGAUAACAAACGUGAGUGA